AUGUCCAAGUUAUUCAUCGGCAACGUCAAGAGCGUGCUUAGCGGCGACACUCUUGUCCUGACCAGCCCAAACAACCCCGCCGCCGAACGAAGCAUUUCCCUCGCCUAUGUCACCGCUCCUCAUCUGCGCCGCGACGGCGACGAGCCCUUUGCCUUUCAAUCCCGCGAGUAUCUACGCAAUCUCGCGGUCGGCAAGGCCGUCCAAGCCACGAUCCACUACACGAUUCCCAACUCUGGACGAGAGUUUGGCACCAUCAAGCUCAAGGAUGGCACAGAUCUUCCCGAUGAGCUGGUCAAGGCUGGUUGGCUCAAGGUUCGUGAGGAUGCUGGCAAGAAGGAAGACUCCGAAGAGAUCCUCGAAAAACUCGAGACUCUUCGUACUCUCGAAUCCCAGGCCAAGGCUGAAUCUAAGGGUCUGUGGGCCGGUACUGGUGGCAUGAUUGAAGUCCAGAACGACCUCGGCAGCCCUGAUUUCAUCAGAGAAUGGAAGGGCAAGACAGUCGAUGGUAUCGUUGAGCGUGUUCUGAGCGGUGACAGACUCCUCGUCCGCCUGCUCCUAUCUGAAAAGAAGCACGUUCAACCCAUGACCCUUCUUGCCGGUGUUCGUACCCCUGCCACUGAAAGACUACAAACCUCAACUGGAGCUACACAGGCUGCUGAAGAGUACGGCAACGAGGCCAAGGCUUUUGUUGAGUCCAGGCUAUUGCAGCGUCUUGUCAAGGUUGAGAUUGUCGGCGCUAGUCCUCAGGGACAGCUUAUUGCCCAUGUCCUGCACCCCCGCGGCAACAUUGCCGAGUUUCUCCUCCAGGAGGGUCUCGCCCGGUGCAACGACUUCCACUCCACCAUGCUUGGCGAGAAGAUGGCCUCGCUCCGUGCUGCUGAGAGGGAAGCUCAGGGCAAGAAGCUACGUCUGCACAAAAAUCAUGUGGCCAAGGCUGAUGGUGGAAACCAAGAUAUGGCCAUCUUCAAGGUUCUCGCCGCUGACACUGUCAUCGUGCGUACCAAGAACGGCGGCGAGAAGCGAAUCAGCUUCAGCAGCGUCCGUGGCCCUCGUACCAACGAGGCCUCAGAAGCCCCCUUCCGUGAUGCGGCCAAGGAAUUUUUGAGACAAAAGGUGAUUGGCAAGCAGGUCAAAAUUAGCAUUGACGGCAACAAGCCUGCCACCGAAGGCUUUGAGGCCAAGGAGGUCGCCACCAUCACGGACAAGGGUAAGAAUAUUGGUCUGGAGCUUGUUGAGGCAGGCUGGGCCACGGUUAUCCGCCAUCGCAAGGACGAUACCGACCGAUCGCCCAUUUACGACGAGCUUUUGGCUGCUCAGGAAAAGGCCAAGGAGGAGAAGAAGGGCAUGUGGUCUGGCAAGCCUCAAAAGGCUAAGCAGUACCUCGAUUUAUCCGAUAACCUCCAGAAGGCCAAAAUCAUGCUUGCUACCCUCCAGCGCCAGAAAAAAGUUCCCGCCAUUGUCGACUUUUGCAAGGCUGGUUCUCGCUUUACUAUCCUGAUCCCUCGCGAAAAUGUCAAGUUAACGCUUGUCCUGGGCGGUAUCCGUGGCCCUCGUGCCCCCCGCGCUGAUGGUGAGGGUGGUGAACCUUUUGGCAAAGAGGCUCUCGACCUUGCCAACCGUCGCUGCAACCAGCGCGACUGUGAGGUGAACAUUCAAGACAUGGACAAGGUUGGCGGCUUCAUUGGAGAGCUAUACAUUGGCCGCGAAAACUUUGCCAAGGUCCUCGUUGAGGAGGGUCUCGCCACUGUGCACGCGUACUCAGCCCAAAAGUCCGGCAACUCUACCGAGCUAUUCGCGGCCGAGACGCGCGCCAAGGAAGGUCGCAAGAACCUCUGGAAGGACUGGGACCCAUCUCAGGAUGAGGAGGCGGAAGAAAACGUCCCCGCAGAGACCCAGGAGUCCGAGGUCACUCUGGAGAAGCGUCCCACUGAUUAUCGCAAUGUCAGAAUUACCCACAUUGACGGUAACGGCAGACUCAAGAUCCAGGAGAUUGGAAAGAGCACGAAUGCUCUCGAUCUACUCACACGCGACUUCCGCAAGUUCCACCUCGACUCCAAGAACAAUAAACCUUUGGCCGAUGCCCCCAAGACUGGAGACUACGUCUCCGCCAAGUUCUCUGUCGACAACGAGUGGUACCGCGCUCGUGUCCGCGCCAAUGACCGCGCCGCCAAGAUCGCCGAGGUUCUUUUUGUCGACUAUGGCAACUCGGAGAAGGUUGCCUGGUCUGACCUCCGCCCCCUGGACCAGAGCCAGUUUGGUGCCCAUAAGCUCAAGCCUGUGGCCGUUGACGCCUCAUUGGCCUUUGUGCAGCUCCCCACUGGCGCAGACUACUUUGAUGAGGCAGCCGCCUACAUUGAGAAGCUAACCUCGAACAAAGAUCUGGUUGGAAGCUUCGACUACGUCGACAACAAGGAGAACAUUAGCUACAUUACGCUAUUUGACCCCAAGGCUGAUGGCGGCCUUCCCGGCCCUGAGGAGUCGCUCAACAACGACAUCCUCGCUGCUGGCUUCGGCAUGGUCCCCAAGAAACUCAAGGCGUGGGAACGCAGCAAGCCCUUUGAACCGGUCCUGCAGCACCUCCGCCAGACGGAAACGCAGGCCAAGGCUGAACGCCAGGGCCAGUGGGAAUAUGGUGACUUGACUGAAGACUAA
Molecule: messenger RNA, 2652 nt
Organism: Cordyceps militaris CM01
Lineage: Eukaryota; Fungi; Ascomycota; Sordariomycetes; Hypocreales; Cordycipitaceae
Product: transcription factor (Snd1/p100), putative
Exons: 1
Coding region: 1-2652 (883 amino acids)
Biological process (GO): regulatory ncRNA-mediated gene silencing; mRNA catabolic process
Cellular component (GO): nucleus; RISC complex; cytosol
Molecular function (GO): RNA binding; nuclease activity
Source: RefSeq, a predicted model, not a curated record